AUGUUGGGGUUUCGUUUCUGCUGUUGGGGUGAUCGGGUCGGAGGGUAUUGCAGUCCGGCUCGUCUGUUUGCACUUGGUGAUCGGCUGUUAACGUCUGCCGUGGAUGGGGGAUGGUGGUUGACGGAUCGUGUUCAGUGGUUGCGAAUGAGGCCCAUAACCUGUGAUUCCAGGAACACCGAUGCCCCCGAUCCCCUGGGGGUCGGGCGGCCGGCGGUGACUUUAUUGUGCAAGUGA
Chondrus crispus (carragheen) is the source of this 234-nucleotide messenger RNA. RefSeq lists its product as hypothetical. The coding region runs from base 1 to 234 and encodes 77 amino acids. Lineage: Eukaryota; Rhodophyta; Florideophyceae; Gigartinales; Gigartinaceae. The record is from RefSeq and is a predicted model, not a curated record. The transcript has a single exon.